AUGGCUUUCCUCAAGACUCUUCUCAUCUCCACCCUCGCCGUUGCUGCCUCGGCUCAUCCCCUCAUUGGACACCGCCACAACCACGGCGCUCCUCCCACUGUGACUGUUUAUGAUUAUGAAGUUGUCACUGCCAUUGGCACUUCCGUCCCCACCCCCAUCAGCAGCAGCAUUGCAAUUCCCAGCAGCUCUGUCGCUACUCCCUCCAGCUCUGUUGUAGCCUCUCCCACUGCCACUGCCGUGUCUGGUGUCACUAUCGUCAACAAUAUGGACAAGUCUCUCUACGUCUGGUCCACCUCCGACACCUCCAACGAGAUGGAGACUCUCUCCAGCGGCGGCGGCUCCUACAAUGAGGACUGGCGCAUCAACUCCGAUGGUGGCGGUAUCUCCAUCAAGGUCUCCACCUCCACCGAGGAGAGCAGUGUCCUCCAAUUCGAAUACACCCUCGGAGAACCUACCAUCUGGUGGGACAUGUCCUCCAUCAACCUUGACAAGAGUGAUCCUAUCGUCGAUGCUGGUUUCGCCGUUAGCAUCUCUGACACCAGCUGCACCACUGUCACCUGCGCUCCUGGCGAUUCUUCAUGCUCCGAGUCAUACCAGCUUCCCGAUGAUGUUGCUACUCGUAGCUGUGUCUCUACUGCUACCUUCAUCUUGACUAUCGGUUAA
This is a messenger RNA of Penicillium taxi, 663 nucleotides long. Its product is annotated as putative antigenic thaumatin domain protein. Bases 1 to 663 code for a protein of 220 amino acids. NCBI's taxonomy places the organism in Eukaryota, Fungi, Ascomycota, Eurotiomycetes, Eurotiales, Aspergillaceae. The record is from RefSeq and is a predicted model, not a curated record. The transcript has a single exon.